AAAAGUCCAUGACGUCCAUAUUUACUAAUUCCCCACGCUGCAGCAGACAUCCUCCAGAGUUCGACGUUUUCCCUAUUGACUCACAUCAAAGUUGAGAAAAAGAAAUUUACAAAUCAAUUCAUAUCAAAAUGGCAUCUUUACGUAUUGCUCGUCGGGCGUUCCGUGCCUCAAUGCUUAAUACUUCUCGACCCUUUUCCAGCACAACAUUCCGCUUCGCAAAUGCCAAUCCCGGUAAUGCAGAAGAGCAUGAUGGUAAUGAAGAGUAUCGAAAAAAGCAAAAGGAAAAGCCAUUGAAUCCUCAUAUGACGAAUACCAAUUCUACAAUUGUGAACGAAAUGCCUAGUGUUGGAGCCAGCAGACCUCCACCUGAGCUUAUUACAAGUGUGGAUGGGAAAUUUACUCCAAAGGAUAGUGUACCGGAGAAUACGGAUAGAAUGACUGGUGGUACACAGGAUGGUAAAGGAAGUGGUGUUAAUAGAGAGAUGGCAGUUGGAGAAAUGGAGGGGGCACAAUUUCGGGUUGAGCCAUUGAGAAGGGAUGGAGAGCAUGAAGAGAAGAUGAGGGCGAGAUUAUUAUGUAGGUUUUUUGACAAUUUACUACGCACUUCAUCUCCAUAUCAUUUAUUCACAAGAUUGGAACUUUGCUAACAGGGACUUCUUCUAGAUCAAUCCCGGAAACGGGGAACUCUAGAAUCCGAUCUUCUCAUGUCCACCUUUGCCGAUGCUCACCUUCCUACUAUGACCGCUGCACAAAUGGUACAAUAUGAUCAAUUCCUUGAUGAAAAUGAUUGGGAUAUUUAUUAUUGGAUAACACAAGAACCGUCGCCAACAUCUCGUGAAACAGCUGAAGGUGCUGGUCUUGGAUCAGAAGGUGCUACAACCAAUGCUAUGGGUACAGAUCAAAAGAAAUCCCCAGUAGCACAAGGUACAGAUCCUGGUAAACAAACUGGACCUGAAUUAGAGACAGAUGCAUGGAGAAAUGGAGCACCAAGAAGUGGAGAAUGGGCACAAACCAUUGGAACAUUUAAACCUGCUUAUAGACCAGUACCAAAGAGAUGGCAAAAUAGUGAGAUUUUGGCCAUGUUAAGGAAACAUGUUAUUUCAAGAUCUGCUGGGGGUGUACAUGGAGUGGAAAUAAAUGAUAGUAAUGCAAGUGGUAAAGGUAUGGCAUUUAUGCCACCUAUUUUCCAGACUGAUCAAAAACGAUCAUGAGAUGGGAGGAGGCAUUUUUGGUCAGCGGGGGAAGGAAUUAUUAUAUGGUCUUUUCCUUGUAAAUAGGAACACAAUUCAUGUAUGACAUUAGUCGAGAUGGAAACAUAAUUAUUUUUAGUCUACAAUUUCCACCACACAUUAU
This is a messenger RNA of Sclerotinia trifoliorum, 1353 nucleotides long. The record is from the annotation of a GenBank genome assembly. NCBI's taxonomy places the organism in Eukaryota, Fungi, Ascomycota, Leotiomycetes, Helotiales, Sclerotiniaceae.